Peromyscus maniculatus bairdii (prairie deer mouse) is the source of this 9620-nucleotide messenger RNA. RefSeq names its product neuron derived neurotrophic factor (gene Ndnf). Lineage: Eukaryota; Metazoa; Chordata; Mammalia; Rodentia; Cricetidae. Gene Ontology annotation, biological process: extracellular matrix organization. The record is from RefSeq and is a predicted model, not a curated record. Gene Ontology annotation, molecular function: protein binding; heparin binding.
UUGCCCGGAGCCGCCAGAGAGCAGAGCUAAGCGAGCCGCGUACGAGCUGCCGCCUCUGUCGCCGGUGUGCCGGGCUCUGCCUCAGCAGCCCGCGCCGGCGCUUAGCGAGCCCGCCGGUCCAGCAGCGCCAGCUCCGCGGGCGGGUUCAGCAUCCUCCCGCCACCCGGCGCCCGCAUCAGUUCGCGCUGCCGGGCGACCUCUGGCCGGGCGCGGCUGCCUGCGAUACUUCGCUGCUACUUCUGCAGCCGCUUGGAAGUUUGCGGCUCCCGCCACAAAGUUGGGACACUUGGGCAAUUGAAUUUUGCUCUUUCAUCUGCCUCUGCCCUAGCGUGCGGGUCCCCUCGGUUCGUAGAUCCUGGUGCUUGACAUCUUGGUGGAAUCCUGGGACGUGGACCUUCCCCGCGCACCACAUCCUCGGGGAGAAAUAAAUUAAACAAACUUUCCUCUUCCCGCUAGGAAAAACAAACAAGUUCUUUAAGGAUGGUGCUGCUCCACUGGUGUCUGUUGUGGCUCCUGUUACCACUCACUUCGAGGACCCAAAAGCUGCCCACCCGAGAUGAGGAGCUUUUUCAGAUGCAGAUCCGGGAUAAGGCAUUUUUCCACGAUUCAUCCGUGAUUCCAGAUGGAGCUGAGAUCAGCAGUUAUCUCUUUAAAGAUACACCUAGAAGGUACUUCUUCAUGGUUGAGGAAGAUAACACCCCAUUGUCCGUCACUGUGACACCCUGUGAUGCACCUUUGGAGUGGAAGCUUAGCCUUCAGGAGCUGCCUGAGGAGGCGAGUGCAGAUGGAUCGGGUGACCCAGAACCACUUGACCAGCAGAAGCAGCAGAUGACUGACAUGGCGGGCACAGAACUGUUCUCCUACAAGGGCAAUGACGUAGAGUAUUUUCUGUCUUCAAGUUCCCCAGCUGGUUUGUAUCAGUUGGAGCUUCUUUCAUCAGAGAAAGACACAUAUUUCAAAGUAUACGCCACCACCACUCCAGAAUCUGAUCAGCCAUACCCUGAAUUACCAUAUGACCCUAGAGUCGACGUGACCUCCCUCGGACGUACCACGGUAACUUUAGUCUGGAAGCCGAGCCCCACAGCCUCUGUGUUGAAACAACCCAUCGAGUACUGCGUGGUCAUCAACAAGGAGCACAAUUUCAAAAGCCUUUGUGCGGUAGAAACAAAGCUGAGUGCAGAUGACGCCUUCAUGAUGGCACCCAAACCUGGUCUUGACUUUAGCCCCUUUGACUUCGCCCAUUUUGGAUUUCCAAUAGAUAAUUUGGGUAAAGAUCGCAGCUUCCUGGCAAAGCCUUCUCCCAAAGUGGGGCACCACGUCUACUGGAAGCCUAAGGUUGACAUUCAGAAAAUCUGCAUAGGAAAUAAAAACAUUUUCACAGUCUCUGACCUGAAGCCGGACACCCAGUACUACUUCGAUGUCUUCAUGGUCAAUACCAACAGCAACCUAAGCACGGCUUAUGUGGGUACUUUUGCCAAGACCAAGGAGGAAGCGAAACAGAAGCCAGUGGAGCUAAAAGAUGGGAGGGUCACCGACGUGUUUGUUAAAAGGAAGAAAACAAAGUUUCUGCGAUUUGCCCCAGUCUCCUCUCACCAAAAAGCCAGCUUCUUCAUUCACUCUUGUCUGGAUGCUGUUCAAGUCCAAGUGAGACGAGAUGGGAAGCUGCUUCUGUCCCAGAAUGUGGUAGGCGUUCGGCAGUUCCAGCUAAGAGGAAAACCCAGAGCAAAAUACCUCAUUCGACUGAAAGGCAGCAAGAAAGGAGCAUCUAUGUUGAAAAUACUGGCCACCACUAAGCCCAGUAAGCAGGCUUUCCCCUCUCUUCCGCAAGACACGAGAAUCAAAGCCUUUGAUAAGUUACGCACCUGCUCUUCGGUCACAGUGGCUUGGCUAGGCACCCAAGAAAGGAGAAAGUUUUGUAUCUACAGAAGAGAAUUGGAUGGGAACUACAGCGAAGACCAGAAGAGAAGAGAGCAAAACCGGUGCCUGGGGCCAGACACCAGGAAGAAGUCAGAGAAGGUCCUCUGCAAGUAUUUCCACAGCCAGAACCGGCGGAAAGCAGUGACCACAGAGACAAUCAGAGAUCUGCAGCCUGGCAAAUCUUACCUCCUGGAUGUUUAUGUCGUAGGACAUGGGGGACACUCUGUGAAGUAUCAGAGUAAAGUUGUGAAAACAAGGAAGGUCUGUUAGUUAAAUUGAGUGAAGAAGAUGUGGAGGACUCCGGGAGAGACACGGAAUCACUUUCUAAACUGACUACUCGCAUGGCGGACCAAAGUUGUGACCUGUGCUUGAAAGGAAGGAUACCAACACGUGUACAUUGAUGUCCGUGUAAUGUAACAUGGAGACUUGUACUCACACAUACCUGUGGUACUUAGGGUCCAUCUGUCUGACGCUGGUUGAUGUCAAAGGAAGAGGGUAUCUUGAUGGAUACCACCCCUUGCUUUGAGCAUUGCAUGAACUGCUUCUAAAUUAUUUUAUUACCUAAAAAUUUAAAAAUAUGCCAUUUGUUGCACACAUCCACAAAUGCAAAUCAUUCCUCUCUGUAGAUGCUAGGGGAAAAUAUAUAAAUAUAUAUAUAAAUUAUUUUAUAAAUUCUGUUUUAAAUGUUGGUGUUUCUAUUAUUGUAAGCUAUUAAAUUCUUUCUCUGUUAAAGUAUAGCUCUAAUCUAAGAUCACAUUGCCCUCUAGGCAGUAAUAUUGUGGUUGUAAAUUCUUAUUUGUUCAGUAAAAUGUUUAAAUGCUGUAUGUAUCUCAUGUAAAAAGUUGAUAUGCAUUAUAUUUAUGUACAUAAAAUUAAGAAUAUUAGAUUAUUACACUGUUCCUUUUCCCAAGCAGUACCGUGGUGUAUUCAAUUUCUUAUCUGUCCCUAAAACUGUGCUUUUCUGUAACUUGGCACUAAAAUUUACUCUUAUUUAGUAGCUAUGAUGGAAUAUUGCUUCUCUUGACCUUUAUUGGCAUCAGGAUCCAGUUAUUCAAGUCUGGAUUUGGGCACCAAGUAGGAGUCAGCCUCUCUGGGAGCUGAAGCACCACAACAGACCUGUUGGAGAAUAGGCAAGCCAAACACUAUCAGCCUGAUAAUCAAUCAUUUUAAACAUUUAUUUUAAGUGGUAAAAUUGAGAUAUUAUAAGUACUCCAUUUGCUUAAAUAUUUGCAGAUCUUUUUAACUACUGGUUGAAGCAACUGAGAACAUUUUGAUCAGGACUUUAAUCAGACAGAACAUGACCAUUACAGCUGCUGCUUAAAACACUCACAAACCACUGCUGCUGUUAGUUUUGAGUUUUCAUCUUGUUCUCGUUUUUAAAGGUAAUUGAAGUGUGAGACACAAGUCUAGCUGAUAACAUCUGCAGCCUCUACCAGGACAGCAUGAGGGCAGUUUUAUCCUCUGUAGGUUUUACUCAUAAAUACCAAGACAUCAUGAGACCACAAGACCAAGAUUCAGAAAUACCUGCCAUUUUUAAUCACCGAAAACAAUAUGCCUGUAGGAGAAUCUGUUGCUGUCCACCAUCCCCCUUUUCUGUUUAUGAAGUUGAGGUGGUAGUAGAUGUAGCUGCAGUGACUCUGUUAGAUGCCUUCUGUCAGAAGAAGUUGCCAUUUGUAAAUCUCGGGCUCUAUAUCUUUACUCUCUUUGCUGUCUGCUACAUGCCAGGCCAGCCUUUGCUAGGGAGAGUUCACCGGCAGCAUUGCUAUGGAGUAGAGGAAUAAGGUGGCUGAGAUGUGGCUACUCACAGUCCCUGUGACAUGUGCUCUGCUUUCCUUAAGAGUAAUGACAGUUAGGACAGACCCUCUAGCUCCUCUGCAGUGACUUUUAAGAAAAACUGGUUCAUCCACAUAAGGCAGGAAUGAUACCUGAGAUAAUUUUUUGAUGGCAGAAGACUGUGUACCCAAUGCUUUGUUUAAGCAACUGCCGUACAAGGAGAGACUGACAAUUAACACCCAGAGAAAAUAUAUUUAGCUGUAAACAUGGGAGAAACUGCUUCCUAAUGUUGCUGAGUGACUUGUGAGUGGGACUAUAGUGGACCAGCUUUACUGCAGCUUUGAUGGUCUGGGCUCUUGGGUACUGCCUAACACCUAUAGCUGGGAGCCAGGCUGAGCUGAUCUAACCCAAGUUGGCUUUUCUGCUAGCUGUGAUGGUGGUUUAUUCAUAUUCUGGACAAAUACAGGAAUUUUUUCAUGGCCUUAGAAAAUUUUGCCUUUUAAACUAAGGAAAAUGAAACAGCUAUCGUGAAAUGUCUACUGCUUGUAACAAAGGGGAAUCCAUGACAAUCAUGGCCUACUACUCAUGUGCCAAUAUUUCAACAGCAUCCAGGUAAGAUCAGGGACAAGAAAGAAAGACUCAUUCACAUUAACAAAAGAACUAUAACCUUGCUAGUGUGAAUGAAAACCCAGGCCUAUGUUAAUCUCCAAGUGAACAAUAGAUACUGUGGGGGGGGGAGGGUGUUACACAAUGCUGUGUGUAGAUGGAUUUGAAAAGAGAGGGUUUGGGGGUAUUUAGCUCAUUAUCUUUACUUUUCAGAUGCAAUGACAGAGAAAAAAAACAGAAUACAUUUAAAACAAGAGAAAUAAAAAUAGAUAAACUUUGUCGAGAUGUAGUGGUACACUCUUUUAAUCCCAGCGUGCAUAAGACAGAGGCAGGCAGAGCUCUGAGUUUGAGAUCAGCCUGUUCUGUUUAGUGAGUUCCAGGCCCACCAAGGGCUACAAGGUGAGACACUGUCUAGAAAACAAAACAGAAGAGAACAAAACAAACAAACAAAUGACCCCCUUCCCCCACCCCCCCAAAAAAAACAGUUUUAUAGUUGAAACAGCUAAGCAAUUUACUAUGCAGACUUCAAAAUCCUUUCCAAAUAUUAAUCACCGAUAUUUGGUUGAAAAAAGUCAUUUUGGGUUAGCUUUUAAAGAGUAGUAUCUUAAUCCCAGUCAUUUCUAAUUUUCUUGUUUGGAGACAAAGUAUUUCUAAUGUAGGUUUGCAUACAUAAAGUUAAGACAGAAAGGUUAUUAGUCUGUGUAUUAAUGGUAAAACCUAGAUUUUGGAAUCUAAAAUUAUUACGACUCUAUAAAACAUACAACAAAUUUUUUGUUAAUUUGUAAUCAGUAUCUACAUUAAUUUGUUUUGUGUAUAUGGGUGUUUUGUCUGCAUGUAUAUCUGUGCACCAAGUAUGUGCCUGGUACCUGUGGGGGCCAGAAUUGGAUGUUGGAUCUCCUAGAAUUGUAGGUCCAGAUGGUUGUGAGUCACUAUGUGAGUCCUAGGAAGUGAGCCUUGGUCCUCCAGAAGAGCAUCCAAUGCUCUUAACCACUGAAUCAUCUCUCUAGGCCCUAGAUUAGUUUUUAAAGAUGCAUUCAAAGUUUAGAGCUGAAAAAAAAAAACAUGUGCAUCCUUAAUUUUUGUUGCCCAAAACACAUCUGAAGUAACUAUAUUUUCCAUGCCCUGAAUAGUCAAGUGAGAACUGUCAUGAGAACUCAAUUAAAACUUAGAAUUUGAAUUUGAGCAACACUUAAUGCUUCUUUCAAAAUUUUAGAGAUUAUUUUAUUGUAUGUAUGGGUGUUCUAUGUGCAUGUGUGUGCCUUGUGUCUGCAGAAGACAGAAGAGGCAUUGGAUCCCUUGGAAUUGGAGUUACAGAUAGUGGUGAACUGGCAUAAGGAUGCUGGGAAUUGAACCUGGGUUCUUUGGCAGAGCAGCAGGUGCUCUGAACCACAGAGCCAUCUCACCAAACCCAUAACUUAAUGUUUCUUACUUACUUUUUGGGAUGGUUGGGGUUGGGGGUACUCAGUGAAAUCACACACACUAACACAUUCUUGCUUACAAUUUCAUGAUUAGGUGUCGUUUAAUCCAGGAUCCCUUCUAGCACUUUACCAAUCCCUUUCAUAUGUCAAUUAGUACUGUCCCCCUUCCAAUGCAGGAAGUGAGAGCUCCUCAGGACACCAACCCACGUUCCAUAAUUCCCUCCCAACACUUUGCCAACACUUCCACAGAACGGCUAACAUGGCCACCAUACUGUACAAUGAGGAAAUUGAGGGCUCUCCAGGACUGGAACCCAGGUUCCUUCAUUCCCAACUUAAUGCUUACUCAGGACUUGGUUUAAAGCCUGACUUCGCUGUAGGAAGCAGACAACAGCUUACCCAACUGAUCUCUACAGACCACCUGUCUGAAGAGUGCCACAAAACAAAACCUGGUGGCUACUUGAACAAGCUUUUCUGGAACUUUACGGUGGUUGCUUCCUGUCACACUUUGAUGGGGUGUCAUAGAGAUGAAAUCUAUGGGGAACUUAUCUGCAGCUUCUCUCCCAGGACCAAGUCAAGGUGACUACAUGCAGAUGUUAGCUGUAAUCGGUUUGUAGCUUUCUGGGUGGCCUGGGAGGCAUCAGGGCACAUUCACCAUUUGUUUUCCUCCAGAGAUCCUUGGCCAGAAAUAUGCAUAGUCGUGUGAUAUCUGGGCCUUUGCUGUUGGUUUGAUAAUGGAAAGUUCAAGAGGGAAGAGCAGACCAAAAAGUAGAGUACAGAAAGAAGGGCAGUUUUUAUCUAAUUUCCCCUUCUGAGAGGCCCCAGAGAUGAAGAGAAGUAAAAGUUGUAAUACAAUCUGUUUUAUUAAGAUUUUGCAUGCUGUCCUACAUGCAACUCACACUGGAGAUUCUGACCCAAAUCACUAUCCUCUAUUAGAAUUGUGUCCUACUGACAGACACUUCAUUUCCUAGGAGUGCCCAAAUAUGUGCACAGACGUGAUUGGUUUAAUUUCUCCUUACACCCUUCUUUCCAACCUGUGGGAACUAUUCUUAGUUAAUAGGGUGGCCUUACAGAUCUACCCUGUAUUUCUUUCAUAGAUGGUUUUGUAGUAUUUUCACUUGCAAAAGGGAAAGAGGGAUUUCUGAUGCACUGCAUAGAAAAGCAAUUGGCCCAGGAUUGAAGAAUUGAGUCUUAGACACAGUGACCCAGCUUCAUUGUCUCUAGGUAGGUGUCAGUAGAGACAGAAAGGGGCCAGUUUUGGAGAGAGAAAGGACCUUAGGUCCUAGUAAAAUUCAAGGAUGUUUAUAUUAUUCUGCACUACUAUGUUUUCACAGUUGGAGGGAUUACAACAAGAGGCAAUUACAGACAAGGAUUCUACUGGAACAUAGCCACUACUCACUAAGCUGCCCAAGACUUUUGGGAAAGUGGGUGUUCUUGAAACUUGUUAGAAAUGUAAUUUUGAGACUGAGCCAGAGGCAGACAUAUAAGGCAACCUACUGGGAUAGAGCCUUGCCCCAAGACAUCAGGUAUGGGUAUAGUAUUUGAGUGAACACAAAGGUGUAAAUCAGAGCUGUUGGAGGACCAGUGUUGAUCGAGAGUGACAGGAUGCAGAUGGUGUGGCCUAGAAAACAAGACUAAAUUGAAAAUGAGAUGUUGGAUGAGCCUGCUGUUUCAGGUUGGCCCUGGCAUAAAACUGGGCUAUUUUUUUAAGCAGCAGUUUCUAAUCAUAGUCUCACGCUCCCUCCCUCCUACCCUCUUUUUCUCUCUCUCCCUUUCUCCUCCCAUCUUCCUCUCUUUCUAUCCCUCUCUCCCCCUUCUCACAAAUACUGCCUAAGAUCAGCAUCCAAACAAAUUAUGAGUUGGAAAAAGCAAACAUGCAGAGUUCUUGUCUGCAAUCGUCUCUUGGUAAAAUCUCUCUGAUUGUGAAAGCAUAAUAGCACAGGAUAAUAUAAGCUGUUGCUUCAGGGUGAACCUUACAAAGCCCUGAAGUGUCUAUAUUUAAUUAUUAUUCUAGCAGGAUUUUGCUCCUGAGUAAAAUUAUCUAUACCAAGCAGAAACAAGCAUUUAGUACUUGAAGCACAGAGGGUUUGAGGCAUUCUAGAAAAUGUGCUCUGAACUGUCAAGGAGGACUUAGCACACCAGUACCUUUAUCACACUGGCUGGAAUAGUCACAUGCUGCUAGACAGACACCCCCAAGAACCACUGAGGAAGGUCUGUCUACCUGGGGCUCGGGAAGUGGCUUGGAGGUGAAGAGCACUGGCUACUCUUCCAGAGGACCUGAGUUCAAUUCCCAGCACAUACAUGGCAACUCACAACCCUCUGUAACUCCAUUCCCAAGGGAUCCAAUGUCUCCUUCUGGCCUCUGAAAUCAUGCAGGUGGUGCACAGAAAUUAUGCAGACAAAAUAUCCGUACACAUAAAACAAGCAAAUUAGUUUUAAAAAGGAGUUUCUGUAUGCAAAAUAACUAGAUUGUGAUGUAACCAUUCCUAUAGUAAGGGCAAUAGGCACAGAGGGCUACAGCGGUUAACAGCACUGCCGUAAUCCAAUGCUUGGUUGCCACGCAGCCCAGCAGUGGCUAACUCUUAGAAUGUUUAAUGCUCACUACGUUUUCAGGAUGUAGUAAGAACUUUAGGUGAGUGAGACAAACGAGCACACAAACAUUUGCUUAAAUAAAGAAAUAAUAUUCCAGCAGUUUCAUCAUGACAACUGUUUUAUAAGCCAUUUACAUUGGUAGCAUUAACUGUCUCCUUUUUUUGAAUGUAAAGUUUGUCAAUCUGCCUUCCAGCUGUAAGCUCCAGGUUGUUUCUCACCCUUCCAUCAACACAAGACUCAGUGCUCAGGUAUAGAAAAAUGACAGAUAUCUGAAAGCACCAUGCUGAGUCACAGCAUGAACAAUUCAUUUUUGUCCAGGUCUGAGUGACUAUUGGUAGAGACUGGUGCUUCAAAAACAACUGUGUACUGAGCAAACUUAGCUGCUCUCCAUAUCAAACGACAACCCAUUAGCCACUCCCAUGUGUAGGCAUUCCAGAAAGCCCAACUUGAAGUGGGCAGAUGUGUACUGAGUUCUGGAACUGUUAGUGUCAUAUCAUACAGAAUGUUCAUUUCUGCUGUGGAAAUUGUAGAAGAGCAGAACUGCUGUUUUUAAUGUCUUUGAGGACUUGAAAGUGUUCUUGGAUUGCUUAUUGCUCUUCCUAAAUCUCACUCCUACUUUCAAAGGCUCUGUAGCUUGCUCAUAUUAAAAAGAGGACAAUGUAUCUUUAUUCCAUUGAGUUUUCUUUUUUCUGAAGUUAUGUGACUUAAUAAGAGAAAGGAGACUUAAACUUACUUAUUUGUCAAAUGAGGUUGGCGGUGAUGGUCACCAUGUUUCCUUCUGGGAAAACAAAGUCCACACCGAGUGCUAAACAUUUGAAGCAUAGUAGUUCAGGGAUCAUAGAAAUUAUCACAUGAAGCCAGGAUGGUGUUCUUGUUUAACAAAAUGAAAGAACCAAGAAACUACAGUGUGCCCAAGGCCACAAGGUUAGAUGAGGUAGAACCUGGAUAUGUGAGAUUCUUCUGGUUCUAAAUGCAUGCAUCUCUCUACCCACCCAUAUGUUUAUGAACGGUCAUGCUUAUUUGUGAGCCAGAAUUUCAUUAGGACAGGAUACUGAGAAGCCAGCUGAAGGACAGAGGGAGAAAUUAGCAUGCUCAAAGCUUGCCCUGGACAUUGACAGGUUACCUGUGACAUGAAUUCAUACAUAUGGACAACUAGAAACAGGAGAGACACUGUUGACAAAUUGUUACUGAGUUCUUCAAAUUGUGUAAAAUAGGUUGGUAUUUGACUCUGUCUGUUAUGCUAUAGAAUGUGCUGUAAUUCUUACACAUGUUGUGAAUGUCUGUAAUAUGGAUUAAUAAAGGUUUCUUUAAUGCUCC